Messenger RNA from Meriones unguiculatus (Mongolian gerbil), 243 nucleotides. Its product is annotated as zinc finger protein 120-like. The transcript has a single exon. Gene Ontology annotation, biological process: regulation of transcription by RNA polymerase II. NCBI's taxonomy places the organism in Eukaryota, Metazoa, Chordata, Mammalia, Rodentia, Muridae. The record is from RefSeq and is a predicted model, not a curated record. Gene Ontology annotation, molecular function: DNA-binding transcription factor activity, RNA polymerase II-specific; RNA polymerase II cis-regulatory region sequence-specific DNA binding. The annotation marks the transcript as partial.
CUCUAUGAAUGUAAUCAGUGUGAUAAAGCCUUUUCACAACACAGACAUCUCCAAGUACAUAAAAGAACCCAUACUGGAGAGAAACCCUACAAAUGCAAUCAAUGUGGUAAAGCCUUUUCAGAAACCGGUACUCUCAAACUACAUAAAAGAACACAUACUGGAGAGAAACCCUAUGAAUGUAAUCAGUGUGGGAAAUCUUUUUCACACCUCAGUAGUCUACAAAAGCAUGAAAGAAUACAUACU